AUGGUACGACAGCCUGGUAAGUUUCAGAGGGGAUCCUACUCUACCACCUCUCCGACUCAGUACCACAAACCUGAAGCAGCCCAGGCACCCAAGACAGCUGCAGCCCCUUAUUAUGGCACUCAAACUCUUAUGUGCUAUAAUUAUAAUGAGGUCAGGCAUAUGAUUAGAGACUGCCCCCGUGCCCGUCAAGGAAACUCUAGGCCAACUGUGUCUUCUAAGGCACCUCAAGCAAAGAUAACCAUUUGCCCUCCCCUUCCUUCUACAGCCAAUAAGACUCAAGGGCGUGUGUACUCAGUCACCAAUGAGGAAGCCUAUGUGGAUCCAGGUAUGAUUUCUGUUUGUUCCCAACCAACGUAUGUGUUGUUUGAUUCUGGGGCGACGCAUUCAUUUGUUUCCCCCUCUUUUUCCAAGAAGAUACCGAUCAAACCAAAGCUAAUGGCCAAGAAUCAGAUGGUUAGUACACCAACGGGUAGCAAGAUUGAACUCAACAUGAUUUAUGCUCUUUGCCCGAUACGUGUAUGUGACCGUGGGUUGACGGCAAAGAGGAAGAUCCAGUUUAAACCAAAAGGGGGUAUAGAGUUUACUUUCAAGGGUAUUAAACGGGAGAGACCCAUGAAGGCUAUCAUUUCUGCCCUUAAAGUCCAGAAACUAUUAGAUGAAGGCUGUCAAUGUUACCUAGCCUUUAUGGUGGAUAAUGAAGCUAAGAUUAAGCCUAUGGAUGAGAUAAGUGUGGAAAGGGACUUUCUGGACGUCUUUCCAAAAGAUCUGACACGGUUGCCACCAGACUGUGAGACGGAGUUUAUGAUAAACCUAGUACCGGGUGUAGCCCCCAUAUCUAAGGCUCCCUAUAGGAUGGCAUCAAUGGAAUUAAAGGAGCUACAAGAACAACUUUAA
Telopea speciosissima is the source of this 894-nucleotide messenger RNA. RefSeq lists its product as uncharacterized. Bases 1 to 894 code for a protein of 297 amino acids. Lineage: Eukaryota; Viridiplantae; Streptophyta; Magnoliopsida; Proteales; Proteaceae. Gene Ontology annotation, biological process: proteolysis. Gene Ontology annotation, molecular function: aspartic-type endopeptidase activity. The record is from RefSeq and is a predicted model, not a curated record. The transcript has 3 exons.